Molecule: messenger RNA, 1056 nt
Organism: Rotaria sp. Silwood1
Lineage: Eukaryota; Metazoa; Rotifera; Eurotatoria; Philodinida; Philodinidae
Source: the annotation of a GenBank genome assembly
AUGAUCAAUGCACUUAAACAAGAUUGCAAACGAUUAUCUGAAUUACCUUUAGUAGAACUGCAUGUGGAACAAAAUGAUCAAACCGUAUGGGAUCGUCUCAUUUACGUCGAGGAAAAGAUUGCUACUAGUGAAAAUAAACAUGACGAACAACUAGCAGCAGUAGACUCUCGAACACCAAGAGCAGAUUUUCCACAACUUAUUCAAGGAUAUCUUUCUCCAGAAGAUAAGAACAAGGAUCUAGAUAAACUUGAACCCGAAUCAAAGCGCCGUUCAAUAGGUCUUUACCUUGUGUUAUUAAUGGACAAUAUUCCACGUAUUGAAAUGGAUGUAUGGGUUGAUUUCGGAUUCUGUACAUGCAAAAAUCAAGCAAUGGAAGCUAAUUUAUUUGGUAUUGGUUGUGCAUUUAUAUUCAUUAUUAUACUAAUUAUUUAUCGUCAAUGUCGUACAAUAACUACUUUACUUAUACUUAAUUCUAUCAUAGCUGGUUUUAUUGUCAAUAUAAUGUAUGUUUAUCAAGUGAUAUCUCAAUUAACUAGUGAUGGAAAUGAUAAACUAUGUAAAUUGCGUGGUUUUCUUUUACAAAGUGGAUGUGGUCUUCUCUAUCAUACAUUAUGUGUUCAAGCACUUUAUCGUUUUUUUGCUACUAUACCUAAACGACAACAAUAUCUUCAAUCGAAAUAUACAAUUACAUUUAUUGUAUUAGUACAAUGGUUUAUUUCAAUAACUUUUAAUCUUCCGAUUCUUAUUGAUGGUCGAAUAAAGUUUGAAGUAAACUAUCGUAUUUGUCAGGUAUCAAUGCAGGAUCUCUAUGGUUUUCUUUAUCUUUCAAUAUGGAUUUAUUUUUUUCCAUUAAUAAUUAUUAUAGGAAUUUACACUCGACUUUUAAUAUAUAUUAAACAAAAUCCAUAUCGUUUGAUUAUUCAUCAAAAUAUAUUUAAACGACAAAGACAAAAAUAUGAAUUUCAUAUUUUUCGUCAUAUUAUUAUUCUUAUCAUAAUUCUUAUUAUUAUGCAAUUUCCUAAUCUUCUUGUUUUUUUUUAUUAUUCAAUUAACUGA